AUGGCCAUUUUCCUGGCAUAUCAAGAUCCUGGCUUCCAUCUUCCUUUAUUUCUUCCAGCACUUUCAUUGACCAUACCGGCAACAAUUGGAAUUAUUCUGAAUGCAAGUGUUUGUUAUAUUACAUGGAAAUAUUGGGGCAAAUAUACAACAUUCAAAUCCAAAACAAGUAUUUUAUUAGCAAUUAACUCAUUUUUGGAAAUUGGUCACCAAAGUGGACAUUUUGUCUUUUUUUUUAUUACUUUGACUGGAAUAAAUUUUAUACCAGUCUCUUUGGCGAUUAAAAUUCAGGGGCAUUCUGUUGUUUGUGCUAAUAUUGUUAACAUAAUGUUUUUAACUAUGAGCGUUGAUAGAGUUAUCGCAGUUUCAUUUCCAAUUUUGUAUGUUUUUAAAAGGAAAUAA
Meloidogyne enterolobii is the source of this 399-nucleotide messenger RNA. The record is from the annotation of a GenBank genome assembly. NCBI's taxonomy places the organism in Eukaryota, Metazoa, Nematoda, Chromadorea, Rhabditida, Meloidogynidae.